Heterotrigona itama is the source of this 323-nucleotide messenger RNA. The record is from the annotation of a GenBank genome assembly. Lineage: Eukaryota; Metazoa; Arthropoda; Insecta; Hymenoptera; Apidae.
AUGGCAUCGAUAAGCGAGAUCGAUACGAGGUGUCGUUUUAAUAACGCGCCGACACUGGGACCAACGAUCGAUGGCCGAAGCAGAGGGAUCGUUUUGGCGUGGGACGCCAGUGAAGAACUGUAGUAUUUUAAAUAGUAAUAAUACUUCGGUCAUAGGUUCCAAGAGAAUAUCUACUAAGAUAUUGAUUGAAAUAAUGGAUAAUAUUGAUAUAAAAAAAGGUGAUUGAAAACUUAGUUUGCAGAGACUAAGUAUAUUGGGACAUCGAAGCUUUCAUGAAGUGUCCAAUUUUAGAUCUUUGGUUUCCAGAUAGCUUGACCAGAUGA